CGUGCUUAUAUUUCAUUGUCAUUAUUAGAUCGAGUUAUAUAUUGUCUAACUUAAUCUUCUUGUUCUUCAUAAUUAACUUACCCUUUUCCUUUGCUUAAUUUCCAAAUUAAAUAUCCAAAAAAAUGUUGAUUUGGAUACUUGUGUUAAGCUAUUCGAUCCUUUGGAACAAUGUUGUUAUUUGUGAUCCUCCAGAAGACCCCAUCAAAUGCUCUUCUGGAAACUCUCCAUGCACCAUCACAAAUGCCUACGGCUCGUUUCCGGACCGAAGCCUUUGUCGUGCUGCUAACGCUGUAUACCCAGAAAAUGAAUAUGAACUCAUUUCUUAUGUCAAAGAUGCAACCAAAAACCAGAGGAAAAUUAAGGUAGCAACGAAACAUAGUCACAGCUUCACAAAAUUGGUAUGCCCUGAUGGAGAAGAUGGAUUAAUAAUAAGCACAAAGAAUUUGAACAAGAUAAUAAAUGUCAACAUAGCAGAACAAACAAUGACCGUGGAAAGUGGGAUGACUCUACAACAGCUGAUCGACGAGGCUGCCAAAGUGAACCUAGCAUUAACCAAUUCUCCGUAUUGGUCCGGUGUAACAGUUGGUGGAAUGUUAGGAACUGGUGCUCAUGGAAGCUCACUUUGGGGCCGUGGGAGUGCAGUUCAUGACUAUGUUGUCAGCCUAAACAUUGUUAGUCCUGGUCAUCCCGAGGAUGAUUAUGUCAAGGUUCGUACACUUAACGUUGGAGAUGAGGAUCUCAAUGCAGCAAAGAUCUCACUUGGUGUUCUUGGAGUCAUUUCCCAGGUGACAUUUAAAUUAGAACCACUGUUCAAGCGAAGCAUCACAUAUAUUACAAAGGAUGACGAUGACCUUGAAGUUGAAGCGUUGACAUUUGGUCUUCAACAUGAGUUUGCAGAUAUAACUUGGUUGCCAAGCCGCUUCCAAGCAAUAUAUCGAAUUGAUGACCGGGUGCCCACUUCAACCGCUGGUGAUGGUAUCUAUGAUUAUUUCCAUUUCUACCCUGUGCCACAACAGGCUAUAGAAUCUGUCCGAAAAAUAGACGAGUUCCUAGAAUCCAAUGGUUGUGACAAGUUAUAUUGCAUGAGUACAAUGUCAAUCGCGACAGGAUACAGAGAAAUGGCAUUUGGACUCAAAAAUGACGGCCUCACAUUCACUGGUUACCCUGUUAUUGGAUAUCAAAAUAAAAUGCAAUGUUCGGGAACAUGCCUUCAUAAGCAUGAUUUUGUGGAGAAUCUUUAUUGUGGAUGGGAUCCAAGAAUAAAGGGUUUAUUCUUCAACAAUAACGCAAUUAGUUUGCCUCUAAACAAGGUGAGCAGCUUCAUUCAAGACAUCAAAAGGCUAGUUAGUAUGGAGCCUACAUCUUUAUGUGGUGUAGAGCCCUACUUUGGGAUCUUAAUGAGGUACGUCAAAGCCUCAAGUGCUUAUCUAGGAAAGGAUGAGGAUGUAAUCGAGUUUGACAUAAUGAAUUACAGAACAAGAGAGGCCUCGACUCCUCGACUGUUUCCUGAUAUAUAUGACGAGAUUGAGCAAUUGUUUAUCUCCAAGUAUGGCGGGAUGCCGCAUUGGGGGAAGAACCGCAAUGUGGCGUUUGAAGGUGUGAUUAGAAAGUAUAAGGAUGGAGGAAAGUUUGUUAGGGUUAAGGAAGAGUAUGAUCCUUUAGGGUUGUUUUCAAGUGAGUGGACUGACUUUAUCUUAGGGUUGAAACAAGGAUCAUCAUCAUCGUCUAGCUUAGGAUGUGCCCUAGAAGGGUUGUGUAUAUGUUCAACAAACGACGAUUGUGGUUCUGGAUAUAGUUGUGAGAAUGGUCGAGUCUAUACAGAAGCUAAAGUUUGUAGGAAACUUGGUACAAAUAAUACUUGUGUGGCUAAUUCAAUCGAUGACGUUAAAUUAAUUGCCUACAAGGGUUGAUCGAGGUUUUUUCCAUGCAAAAGCCACUAGAAUUAACGUAUCGUAAAUAGACUCUCGGUCUUAACCACUAGACCCAUCGAUACUACAAGGGCCAGUUCAUCAACGAGCGUUACGUUGCUUUAGUUUAUAACAUUCUCGAUCUCUAUCUCUAUCUUGAUCUUACAUCGGAAUAUCAUUGUAUGUAGAUGUCUUUCAUGACUAUCGAUCAACUCCUCUUUCAAUAUCUUUCUUUUUAGUACUUGAUGUGUUAAAUACGGAGUUUUUGUUGUUGUUGUUGUUGUUGUUGUUGCUGUUGCUGCUGCUGCUGCUGCUGGCUGUUUCCACGUUUUUUACGGGCCCUACAAUAUGUACAUACACUAAAAAAAAUCUCAUUGAUGACAAACUAUUUAUGA
Messenger RNA from Spinacia oleracea (spinach), 2302 nucleotides. RefSeq names its product L-gulonolactone oxidase 2-like. Bases 123 to 1910 code for a protein of 595 amino acids. The transcript is spliced from 5 exons. Lineage: Eukaryota; Viridiplantae; Streptophyta; Magnoliopsida; Caryophyllales; Amaranthaceae. Gene Ontology annotation, molecular function: FAD binding; D-arabinono-1,4-lactone oxidase activity. The record is from RefSeq and is a predicted model, not a curated record. Gene Ontology annotation, cellular component: membrane.